AUGAAGGAGCUACAAUUGGAUAGACCUGUAUGUUGUGUUGAGGUUAUAUUGUCAAUUUUGCUUAAAAAGAAUGGAAACUAUGUGAAUGAGGAAGGAAAAUCCAUUGCAGAAAAGAUAUCAGAGAACUUGUCUCAAGAUCAAGAACGUGUUGCCACUGAAGGUGUUCCAUCAAAGAUUAAUGCAUAUCCAGAUGAUGUCAUUGGCAAAGUGUACGGAGCUGAACAUUCAGGUCGAGUGCGUGGUUUAGGUGUUGGUGUUUGUCCCACGAGUGUUUUCAAGACGCGCAAAUAUUUCACGCAAUUUGAGAGUGUUGGUAGCUCUAGCCAAAAAAAUGUUGAGGAGUUACAAAAGGAAGUGCACACUUUGAAAGAAAAGCUAAAUGGAUAUGAAGAGACUAAGGAGCAACUUUCACAAACACAAGAUCAACUUAAAGUUCUCCUUAAUUUUAUGCAAAGAAAAUUUGGUGAUGAGUUACCUACUUUCAACCAAGGUUUCCCUUCACUUUAG
Molecule: messenger RNA, 507 nt
Organism: Cicer arietinum (chickpea)
Lineage: Eukaryota; Viridiplantae; Streptophyta; Magnoliopsida; Fabales; Fabaceae
Source: RefSeq, a predicted model, not a curated record